CAUCUUGCUCGUGUGAAGAGCCGUCCUGGUGAGGUUCCGAGUCGCUGGGGUUGGGGGAGGUGCGCGUCUGCUCCUCGUCGCUGCGGCUAGCGGGCAUGGCGCGGACCUAGGAUUCUGUAAUAUAAUGGUGUUAGAGGAUGGUUGCGAUAGCAAGAAAAGGUGGGGUGCGCCGACGGAGAUGGCAGGCGGGGGCAGCGCAGUGGGUGGAGGUUGAAGAUCAAGGUCAAGUGGGCACGUCGAUGUCGCGGGUGGUUAGUCAGCGGGCUUGGCGUUUUGUUCACGUGACAGCUCGCGGGUGGGAGGAACGAACGUAUCGCAGAACUCGACGAACGACACCAGGCUGCAGUUCUCACCAUCGACUUCGCCUCACGCCUCUCUUCCCGCGCCUCGCCCGUGCAUGGCCGUCCAUUUCUCUUGCGGGCCGGAUUCGCUCGGCCCUCAGCGCAGGCCUGAAGCACAACCCGGACUGCAGCGAUGGAGGAGGCCGCUCCCCUCCCAUAUUCGCCGUGGCGCCUUCAGCACGAGCAGCGACUGCACAGCCGACGCUGAAUCGACGUCGUGCAGCAUCAACAAGCACUCCUCCAGCAGUCUCGCAGCGGUGGGCGGCGGCGCUCAUUUGGCCGGUCGAAGCUGGGACGGUACGCUACGUCGAAGGCAGGCCUCGAAGGACCCGAGACGCGGCGCAGACUGAUGUACGGCUGCGUCCUUAGCAGGCCCAUUAUCCGCUAGCAUGCGCAUAAAGUGGUAAGCUGCAUGUCUGGGAAACCGACUGCAGGGCCUGGGGUGCCGUCGACAUGCACGCAAGACCAGACGAGGCGUUGCAGGGGCCGUGGAUAAGGAUAAGCCCUGGACGAGAGCAGCUCAUCGCUCCGCUCAACGGCUGCUGCGAGCGCUCGUCCCGAAGGGCUUGACGCCGCUUUAGGGCCCGCCAACGACCUCGUCACUUCAUCACACGGCAACCUCAAGCACCGGCCGUCCCGUUGACUUCUGACAGCGUCGCCUGCAGCAAUCUAGGGCCGGCAGCCGCGACGCCUC
This is a messenger RNA of Trematosphaeria pertusa, 1035 nucleotides long. RefSeq lists its product as uncharacterized. NCBI's taxonomy places the organism in Eukaryota, Fungi, Ascomycota, Dothideomycetes, Pleosporales, Trematosphaeriaceae. The record is from RefSeq and is a predicted model, not a curated record. Bases 138 to 710 code for a protein of 190 amino acids. The transcript has a single exon.